GCGCUUACGUAAAGAUCGCGAGGGCGGGAAACCGAGCCGCGGCCGGCAGACCGCAGUCGUCCUCGCCGGCUCCUGGCCCCUCCGUCGCCACUUCUGCGAGCGCCGCGGCACCGGACGCAUCCCGCAGUGCGCUUCUACAACCAUCGAAGCGGGCAGCCCUCAGCACGCUACACGUGCAGGUCGGACGCGUGUAAACUGCCAGUUAUAGCUCCUACAUUCACCUCUCCACCCAUCGAUAUAUUUGUCUGUGGCGGAGCCCUGCUUGAACGUUAAGAAGUGACCUGUGUAACGUAAGGGAAGCGAAUAUUUACUGUCGAUAAGAGAAUCUCUUGAAUGACUUGCAACAGGUUACUGACCUCACCCUCCCUGUGCGCUUCCUCGAUAGCCUUAAAUUGUACCCCGAGGGCUCGUUGCAAUGAGUCUCAGCAAACAGCUGCUAAACCGAGACGCUCUACACAAAUCCGGAAGUAAGCAAGCGUAAUUCGGGCAGUGGAUUGUGUAUUAUCUCAAGCCGCACAGUUUACUUAUUGCUCUGGCAUUGCCGUGGAUUACGCACAAUGACUACGAGCUUCCUAAGACGCUGCUGAGCUAAAUAGCGACGGGAUCUGCAUCUGGUUUCUUUUAACAGCAUAGGCGUGCGUGAGUCGGCACGAAUUGCUUCUGCUCGUGCUUCUGGUAAAGACGGCGUCUUCAGAGGGAAGCGGGCAUAUUUAGCACUACCGCAUUUCGCACUACUUGGACAAACUAGAAACAAAAUUCGAGAUAACUUCUUCGACUGUGGACGAGGAGUCUCAUAAAUUGUGAUAAUAUGGAUUCAGGCAGCGAAGGAGUAGUAACGAGUGUGAUUAAAAGUGGUGGUGCAUUGCACGAAGACUCACUCGGUAAUUACCUGCAUUCGAAGACAACCGUAAAUUCCACGUCACCGGUUCAGAUUUGCAAAGGAACGUUUUCUGAAAGUGUAUGUACGGACGAAAUCGAUCGCUAUGGUAAAAUGGACAACACGGCGAGGGAGGAAUGCGUGAAAAAUUCACACGCUUCCGGCUCCGAGAAACUCAAUGAACUGGAAUGCCGUCCCGCAACGGAGACGGCGGUUCGCUCGUCCGCUGACGCUCCUGAGACAGAUCGGGAACUGAGUACAGCGAUCGACCAGGGCAGAUCGAUUGCGAACGGCGCUGUGGAAAACAGUCCUUCCACGGACAUCGGUCGCGGUGCCGAGAGUGAAAGCAGUGAGACGGGAUCGGCGGACGCGACAAACGGUGUCAGGGAGACAACACCAGUGGACGGCGGAGCUGCUUUGCAAAGUAGCGAGGAAGUGCCCCGCCGCUGCUUCGGAGGGCAGGUCGAGGCGGUGCGUCCCAGCAGUGAAGCGCCUCCCCAGCAACACGGCGGCGGUCUCCCUAUGCUCGAAGGAAACGCUGAGCCCGUGGCAGUCGCUGCUGGUCAAAACACAAUGUCUACUGAAAGCUGCGCUUCCAGCGAGCGAUGUCGACCAGAACAGGGGUCGAGUGAGAAGACUGGAGACAUCAACAGUAAUGACAGCGCCUCUACGGUUGUUCCGAAGAGCAACGGUGGCUUCGACAACCCGGCUUUCGUCGGCGACGGCGACAAACCACCUGCGAAAGAGAAGAGCCUCGACGCCAAAGUGGACAGCGACACGGAACGCGGCGGAGACUCUUCGGGCGCGGCUCGUGAGAGGCGUCGUAUCGUGGUGAACGUGCUGGUGCUGAGUUUCGCCUUCCUGGUCCACUUCACGGCCUACUUCGGCGCGGCCAAUCUGCAGAGCUCGGUGAACGCGUCCGAGGGGCUGGGCACCGAGUCUCUGGUGGUCGUGUAUGCGGCCCUCAUAGUCUCCAGCUUCUUCUUGCCCGCCACCGUCAUCAGGCGGCUGGGCUGCAAGUGGACGCUGGUGGCGAGCAUGGCGGUCUAUACGCCGUACCUGGCGGCGCAGUUCUGGGCGACGCGUGGGUCGCUUUUGCCAGCGGCGGCCCUGGUCGGGCUGGGCGGCGGCCCGCUCUGGUGCGCCAAGUGCUCCUACCUCACCGCCGCCGCCCGCCGCUUCGCCAGCCUCGCCGGUCAGCGCGACGACGACGUCCAGGUGCGCUUCUUCGGCGUCUUCUUCACCAUCUUCCCCGUCGCCAACGUCCUGGGCAACGCCAUCUCCUCCCUCGUGCUGACGGCGGGCUCCGACGCGGAGGUGGCGGCCGGCGUGUCGUGCGGCGCCUCCUUCUGCCCAAGCGAGCCGGACGCGGACGCGAACCCCAACCUGCAGCGGCCGCCGCUGUCGCAGCUCUACACGCUCAACGGCGUCUUCCUGGGCUGCAUGGUCGCCGCCGCCACAGCCGUCGCCGUCCUGCUCGCCCCUCUGGAUAGCGCUCCGGACGAGGAGGAGGCGUCGGGGCUGCGACUGGUGACGGCUUCGGCGCGCCUGCUGCGCGACCCGCUCCACUGCCUCGUCACGCCCAUCGCCGUCUUCUUCGGCGUCACGCAGGGCUUCCUCGGCGCCGACUUCACACAGGCGUACGUGUCGUGCUCGUGGGGGAUCCCGCACAUUGGCUACGUGCUGAUGUGCUACGGCGCCGUCAACUGCGCCUCCUCGGCCGUGGUGAGCUGGGUGUCCAAGUCCGUGGGCCGCGUCGUCGUCAUCUCCAUCUACCUGCUGUUCUACGCGCCCAUCCUGGUGACACUCUUCUUCUGGCAGCCCGACCCCACAGUCAGCACCGCCGCCUUCUUCAUCUUCGUCUCCUUCUGGGGGGUCACUGACAGCGCCUUUCUCGUCGUCAACGCACUGUUCGGCAUCAUGUUCCGCGGCAACGAGCAAGCGGCGUACAGCAACUUCCGGGUGUUCGAGAGCGUGGGCUUCAUCGUGUCGUACGCGUACAGCCCGGUGCUGUGCACGCACGUCAAGCUGUGGCUGAUGGCCGGCCUGCUGGCUGUGGCCGCCGGCUGCUACUGGUCCGCGGAGUGGCUGGCCAGGCGCCGGGACGCCGCCUCCUUCUGGCCGCAUGACAAGCAGAGGGAGCGCCAGCACCAGCACCAGCACGACCACCACACAGACUCCUACAAGAAGCCCGUCGGCAAGGCUCUGCACGGCUGGUAGUGACUCCAGGAAGUGGGGAGGGUACAGUGACUCGAGACGACCCACACCCACACCCUUCAUUUGUACACUCACUUACUAGCGAGAGAACUGAUGCCGUCUUCCCAGUUUUUUUGGAUAUUAUACCCCGUCGAGUCCCAUCGUGACCACUUGCUAGCACCACAGCUGUUAUCGGGGUUGGAAGCAACUCAGCUACUGACAGGUCACCCCGGUCGUACGGAGUCAUACAGUGCACAGUGCUUCACCACUGACGUGUAUUAUGGCAUAGCGAUGUAAGCGGCCCUGCACAGUUUCGGUUGGAACAAGAGAAGUAGUUUGAAGUUUUCUUCUCACUCUUCCUCGGCAGACAUUUAUGGAAGUGCGCUAAAGUGCAUUAUCCAACUGAACGUCUUUGUUAUCCGCUUUGAAUAGAGCCAUUCACUUUUGCAGUCCAAAUCAGAUCGGUCAAAGGCUUCAUUACAAAUUGGGUCAUUUUUGCUAGACAACGCCUUGAAAACAUCCCCUGCAAUGUAGAGUUGUGGCCAUCUCUUCCAUUAAUGUUUGUUGUGCCUGUUCUUCAGCAGUCUCCAACUGGUAUACCUAUGCCGAUCUGUUUUAUCAAACAAUAAAUGUGACUCAUUGAGGUUCUCCUGUAUUGUAUUGUAUGUUAACCGGGAACCUAGAAACGACGGAGUGGCUUCAUCCCCGCCGCAGCUGCAGUGGUUCACAACCCCACAAUGACUACCGCAGUUCACUUCACACAUCACACCGAACCCAGGAUUAUUAUCCGGUUCGGCCCCCCGUGGACCCCCAGGGAGCGUCUCACACCAGACGAGUGUAGCCCCUAUGUUUGCGUGGCAGAGUAAUGGUGGUGUACGCGUAUGUGGAAAACUUGUUUGCGGCAGCAAUCGCCGACAUAGUGUAACUGAGGCGGAAUAAGGGGAACCAGCCGCAUUCGCCAAGGCAGAUGGAAAACCGCCUAAAAACCAUCCACAGAAUCCGCCGGGCGGAUUCGUGCCGGGGACCAGACGCUCCUUCCCGCCCGGAAAGCCGCGCGUAAGACCGCACGGCCAACCGGGCGGGCUUCAUUGAGGUUACUUCCUCAUCGGCAAAUCAGCAGCAAUUGAGCGUCGCUGUUGAUGUCUUCGUCGUUUAAUAGUGCGAUUUUGGGUGAUCGACUGAGAUGUCGAUUCCAUUUCACUGCACUAUAUUUCGACAAGCGACCCAGUCCUUUCCUUCGAGCGCUACAAGCUGUUUAUUGUGCGUAUUCGCUUCCUGGACUCCAUCCAGAUUGUGCGGUAUUUGUUGUUGUCUCGGCUCCGUUAUAGCUGAGUUCUUCCCUCUCCCCAGGCGCCCACUGCUCCCAUUAAUGCUCACUUCUUAUUCGAAGCCCGCGCUAUCUGUACCGUAAACGCACAUUCAGCUUAUUCCACUUCUUAUGUAUGAUGUACCAUAAACGGUGAACAAUUGAAACAACAAGGCUGAUAAUGAAAUGCACUAGUAAGGCAAUAUUUUUCCCGCAGGCUAUAGCAUAGACCAUGAGAAGUUGCAGGGUGUAAGAGUGAAACAGAAAUGAUUGUUCUUCUGCUCCCCACUUCAUCCUUCUUCUGAACUUCCUACUGUACCCACUGCCGAGAUCACGUUACUCCUGGUUCUUAGCCAGGCCACUUAAAUCCCGUGGCAGUCAUUGUGGGGUAGUCUUGUUGACGAGAUUAUUCUCACCGUGUUUGACGAGUCAUCGUUGAGCAUAUUUGAUCGUUACCUCUACCUUACACCUGUCCUGUUUGUAUAAACAGCGUACCUACUUGCGUGGGCGAGGGUAAACUAAACACAGUUGAAACUGUGGAUGCCGAGCCUAACGGUUUCGUUGUGGCCUGGAAGGGUCCUCGUACACUAAUGACUGCAACACCAUGGGUGGUCCAACACCUAGAAUAACUGCCCCUGAGUAAACCUUGGAGGACCAUGCACUGUUUCAUGUAAGAUUGGGCACACUACAAAAUAUCAGUAGCUAAUGCUAUCAAUAUCACCAGAAAAGGAGUUUCAACAAGACUGUGUCUUCCUUCAAAAAACUAGGUUCUUCGAAACAGAUGGCUGGCUAUGAACAUGCAAUAAGGGCCAAUUUUCUAUGGCUGUUUCUGUAAUGACUGUAUCAUGAAUUUUAAGUUUAUAGAGAUCGCUUUCAGAUACAUUCUUCAACUCAAUCUUUCAUCAGUUUAUGGCAAAAAGGACUAUAAUUACUAAAUGAAACAGUUUCUUCAUGUUUCACUACAAAAAUAGAUAAUAAAUAAAUAAAAAUUGUUACGGAAAGUCGAAAAUGUUACUUUUUUGGUUAUUAACAUAGAUCCUAUUUCCCUUCUGAAUCAUUACUAGCUCGAUAUGUUAUCUUCAGGCACAAUGUACAACUUUAUAUUCGACAGCAGACAAAAAAUAGCACCAGAAGGAACAGCGCCAUGCUGUGUUAUCCGCAAUUGAUGCAGCACAGGAUUGUUUGAAAUACAUUAUUUGGAAAUAAAUUUCUAGUUGCUUCACCAAAAUUAGAGAAAUUCGACAAGUUAGAGCCAAUACAAAGACUUAAAGACAAUCAUUCUUCCCAUGAGCCAUUCACGAGUGGAGCAGGGAAGGGGGGACCAGUUAGUGUUACCAGAAGUAACCUCGGCCACAAACCGGCGGCUUUAGGAGUACUGAUGUAGAUGUAGCAUCCACUGUCAAAAGCAAGGUACGGAUCUCCAUAUGUGUUAAUGUGUGUCUAGUAACGAUGUGAAAAACGGUUAAUAAUGUCUCAGGAAAGUAAAGUAACGGUAAUGCAAAAUUUUAGUUAUAUGGAAUAGAAACUAAGACUGAAUCAUCACAAGAAGAGGAACUACGAGCAAAAUAAUCAGUAAUGGUGGAAAAUCGAGUACUGUAAACCAAGUUGAUGGCAUGUCUAAUUUGUUGCAUUUCUCAGCCCUGAAUUCAAGAAACUAUGUGAAUUUACGUGGUUUCUCUUUCGGUCAGUAACGAGUGUUGGAAUACUAUUGGGCAUCACGUAAUCUAAGAAAUAUUAAGUAUCUUAAUUUAAUUUUUUAAAUGCCAGAUGGAAAUAAUUAAAAGUAUUUAAUACAAAAGUAGUUUACUAGUACGAUUGUUAUGAAGCUAAAUCUGAGGUUCAUAAUUUUGUGUAGUAAACUUACUUUAUCAAAUCAUUAUCUACUAUACAACAUGAAGUAAACUGAUAAAACAGAUGCCAGUACGUACAAGGGUUGCCCAGAAAGUAAU
Molecule: messenger RNA, 6328 nt
Organism: Schistocerca cancellata (South American locust)
Lineage: Eukaryota; Metazoa; Arthropoda; Insecta; Orthoptera; Acrididae
Product: protein unc-93 homolog A-like
Exons: 6
Coding region: 809-3097 (762 amino acids)
Biological process (GO): regulation of potassium ion transport; regulation of muscle contraction
Cellular component (GO): plasma membrane; striated muscle dense body
Molecular function (GO): potassium channel regulator activity
Source: RefSeq, a predicted model, not a curated record